This is a messenger RNA of Protopterus annectens (West African lungfish), 3947 nucleotides long. It is a transcript of the gene PAQR8, whose product is annotated as progestin and adipoQ receptor family member 8. Lineage: Eukaryota; Metazoa; Chordata; Ceratodontiformes; Protopteridae. Bases 26 to 1150 code for a protein of 374 amino acids. Gene Ontology annotation, molecular function: steroid binding; nuclear steroid receptor activity. Gene Ontology annotation, cellular component: plasma membrane. Gene Ontology annotation, biological process: response to steroid hormone. The transcript has a single exon. The record is from RefSeq and is a predicted model, not a curated record.
GAGUGUAUUAUCCUUUGACAUAAGCAUGACUUCAACAAUUUUGGAACGUAUCAGCACCCUGUCUCUCAGUACUCAACAGCUGAGUCGCCUUCCUAAGCUACUGGAGGAAGGCUUCCCAAAGAUGCCAUGUACUGUCAAGGAGUGUGAUGUGCCUCAACUUUUCCGGGAGCCAUACAUCUACUCUGGUUACAGGCCUAUAGAACAGGAAUGGCGCUACUACUUUCUAAGUAUUUUCCAGCAGCAUAAUGAAGCCCUCAAUGUAUGGACUCACCUACUGGCUGCUGUAACUGUGCUUCUGCAGGUCCAGGCAAUCGUUGAAGAGCGAAUGCUUUCCCUGGAUGCAUAUUCCUUGCCCUUCUACAUCUUCAUAUUGGCAUGUCUCAUGUACCUCAUCUUCAGUGUUCUGGCUCAUCUUCUGCAGUCGAAGUCUGAGCUUGCUCAUUAUUCUUUCUACUUCCUGGAUUAUGUUGGUGUCAGUGCUUACCAGUAUGGCAGUGCCUUGGCUCACUAUUUCUACAGUACGGAGCAGACUUGGUAUAACAAAAUUCGCCUCUUUUUCCUUCCAGGAGCAGCAGUCUUUGGUUGGCUUUCGUGUAGCGGCUGUUGCUAUGCCAAAUACAGGUAUCAGAGACCUUACCCAGUUAUGAGAAAGCUGUGCCAGGUUAUCCCUGCUGGACUGGCUUACAUUUUGGACAUCAGUCCUAUUGUUCAUCGUAUAGUUGUAUGCCUCCAGACUGGCUGUACGGAUGAGGCUGUGUGCUACCAUAUUUUUCAAAUAAUCUUCUUUUUAAUUGCAGCUUAUUUCUUCUCCUGCCCAGUGCCAGAAAAGUUCUUCCCUGGCUGUUGUGAUAUUGUAGGACAUGGACAUCAGAUUUUUCACAUCUUCCUAGCAUUUUGUACCUUUUCCCAACUACAGGCCACCUAUCUGGACUACAAAAACAGAAAGGCAGUAUUUUAUGAGCAGCACAACCCAGCAGAGAGCUAUGUUGCUUCGUGUUCUUUCUUUGGACUUUUAUUAUGCAGUGGAAUCACUGCAAACUACCUUCUAAAGAAAAUGAGGAACAAACUUGACAAAAAGAUGAUUGAACCUUUUUUAGAGGUGCAUGUAAAGAAGAGUAAUAGCUAUGCAAUCCAGUACCCACUGGACUAACUUAUUUAUAACCUUAGUCUAUUUAAUACUAGGUUUAGGGACUGAAGUUAACUAUUCUGAGGAUUAGUUAUAAGCUGCCUGGACCCUGCUGGUCUGUGGUCCAGUAGGGAUUCAUCCUUUCUGCAAGAAAUGGUUUAUGAUCUGGUAUUCCUAAAAGGAACCAGAGAUGACCUAUUAGUGUAUUUUUUAAUUCUCCUUCGUAUUUGCAGAACUGAAUCAUAAGAUCACAUUUUGGCAAUGAGACAGAUAAAAUGGAAUUUUUUUCCGCUCAAAAUCCCAAAGUGUGUUUGAGGCAGUGUGUUAUUUUUGUAGUGUUCUAGUGCUGUGUCCUUUCCCUCUUGGCUUCAGGUGGCCUUUUGAAAGUAGCUUUGGCAAUACUCUUAAUACCGAAGGUUUACUGAUGUCAAUUAUUUUCUUCUGAGAAGUGUGUGUGUAUUGGUGCUGUUAACACGAGUCUGUUACUGUGCAUCAGUUCAACUCUGUUUUCUUUGAGUUGACAUUUGCCUUCAGCCCGAAGUUGGACAUCACGUAUCCACUGAUUAUUGACAGUCUAUUAACAAAUCCUUAUCUGUUCCCAGUUGUAUUACAUAAUAGCCAGUAUGUAACUGGUAACACAUUGGCAGUGCUUGUCUGUGCUGCACUUGAUGUUACUACAGUUUAGGACACACACACACCAGGUUCAUUAGUACUUAAUAGCUGUAAAUCUGUGGCUGUAUAAGCCAUUACAUUUUAAGGAUAAUUACACUGGUUUAAUAUGCAUUUGUGUAUAAUGUGCAUAAUAUGCAGUGGCAGACAUAUACGCACAUGUACACACAGAAUGAUGCAUCAUGUGCAUAAUUUGCCUUUGGAACACAAAAACUGAGCAGCUUGUGGGUGCUAAUAAUACCGCAAGCAUUCUUCUUUUAUCAAGUGCCCAGUUUCUUUGGCAUCUCUUUUUUGCUUCUUUAGUUGUGUAUUCUUCUUCUUUUGGCUUUUCCCGGUUAGGGUUCACCACAGCAGAUCACCUGCCCGCUCUUGACUGGCAGUGGAGUUUUACGGUUGUGCAUUGUUCUGCUGUACAAUUAUUUCAAACUUACUCAAGCAAGCCCACUCAGAGUCUUUAUGCACUUUGGCCUAGUAUGAGGUUAGUGGUGAGGUCAUAUGUGUGUAAGCCACAGUUUUUUCUUUUUUUUUUUUAAUCAGAUUAAAGGGUUUUUAAGAGUUCGUUGCUUAUUAGCACCGAGCACAUGAUAGAACAAUAUAAAUGUUCGAUUUCUAGAGUUUACAUUUUUUUUCACAGUAACAGAUUAUAGUGUAAAAAUGUGGACAAAAUUAAGUGAGCUGUCAAUAGUAGUAGUAGUACCAGUACCAUAAGAUACAUUCCAAGAGGCUAACAGCAGCUCAGUGUGGCAAGACAGUAGCUUAGAAUAGCAUAAACUGGAUAAUUUCCAAGUAAAAAAACUGGCCUUUAACAAAGAUGACCUCCUUAGUCAUGACUCAAAUUCAGUAAAUGUGCCUUGCAUAUAUCUAGCUUAAUUGUUAAUUUUUUGUUGAUAAAUAGAAGUGCCUUUUUUCAUUAUUUUUAUUAAUUUUAGGGGUUAUAAUGGCCUCAAGGACCUUGAAGUAGAGAAGAAUUAUACACUUCUUACCCAGUGGCAAAGUGCCUUCCACUAAUUCCUGUCUCUGUACUGUUUGCUAAUAAGACAUGUUCAUGUUUGUAAUUUUGACAGGAUUGCUAAGUCAUGGAAACAGACACGUUAUCAUUGUUUUGCCCAACUUAUGGCCUUGUGUAAUUAUUGUUGUGCCCACUAAAGCAGGCUGGCAUCUGCGAGUACAUUUAUUUUUUGUGGAGAGAUGAUUCAUCCAUCUAAUGUCAUUUUUGCUGGAUGCUGUAUGCAGUUAAUGUGAUUUGUUUGACUUCUUAGAGAAGUUUGUUUUUACAGUAAAAAGCUUCUGCUAAGUUCGGGAAAUGUAGGCUACUGAGUCUGGUAAAUGGUAGUGUUCCUGUAUUGUUAUGGCAACUGAAAGAGUGAUGGUUGUAAUUUUUAGCUGUUAAAGAUUGUGUGUUUCUCAAAUUUGCUUCCUCUUUAGUUCCAUUUUAUAUUUAAAAUUUACUGUCUGCAAGAAUCAGAAGGCAAAUGUAGCAUGACAAUAUUACACUAUUUACCUGUGAGCAUACCUCUCAACUGCUAUGAUUUAGGCAUAACUGUAUGAUAUGUGGCCCCAGCUUUCACCUUGCAACUCCUAAACUUACUGAUUUUCCUCAUAAAGAUAGACCUGUUCAAGGGGUAUGUUCAUUAGUAAAUAAAUGAAAUAAAUUUGUACAACGAUUCCUUAUCAGUAACUAUAUAGAGUGUACUAUCUAAAGACCUUGUAUAUAAAAAAAAAGAAAACAAAGCUCCCGUUUUGGGCCCUCUGCUGUGAUUUUUAAAUGCCAGUGCUAUGACUUUUAAUGUUCAGAGGUGGAGAGGUGUGAUAGGAGUCACAGAACAUACAAGGCAAUCAAGUCUUGUGACACAUACGCCUUGCCGGUACCCACUCUUGGACUGUAUCUCCUUUUUCAAAAAUGGUUAUGCCAGUCUAGCCAGUGGUGAUUUGUGAAUAUCUCUCCAGUUGUAUAGUUCAAAUCUGAAGGAAGAUAAUGCAGCAUAGUACUUGAUUUACAAAUCAGUAAAAGUAGGGUUGCCAGCUUUCUUUGUGGCUAAAACCGGAUUAAGUUCACGCCCCUCACAUCACCAUAACUCCACCCAUUCCCACCCCCUGUCCCAUCCAUGAUCCACCCAUUUUGUGACAUCACCAUUGCAUCAGCUGAUGGGGA